This is a messenger RNA of Spodoptera litura, 1077 nucleotides long. RefSeq lists its product as uncharacterized. Gene Ontology annotation, molecular function: DNA binding. Gene Ontology annotation, cellular component: transcription regulator complex; nucleus. Lineage: Eukaryota; Metazoa; Arthropoda; Insecta; Lepidoptera; Noctuidae. Gene Ontology annotation, biological process: regulation of transcription by RNA polymerase II. The record is from RefSeq and is a predicted model, not a curated record.
UGUCGCGUAGCCGACAUGACGCGAUAGCCAGUCAAACUCGAGCUCGAGUAACAAGGUGACGAGCGACAUUCUCACAAAUAUGUCUGAUAAUAAAACCGUACAAUUAGUGAAAGCAAUAGAAAAGUUUCCAUGCCUAUACAACUACAAUAUGCCAGAAUACUUAAAAAAGGAUUUUAGUGAGAAAGCAUGGCAAGAAGUUGCUAGUCAAACUCAGCUCGCGGUUGGGGAAUGCAAAGAAAAGUGGAAAAAUCUAAGGUACGGCUUGCUGCGAAGUUUAAAACUAAAUCCAGAUGGAUCAGAAAAAAAGAAAUAUUAUUUGCAUGAUGACAUGGAAUUCGUGCUACCGUUUAUCAGAACAUACAGAGCUGACCCUAUAGUUUUCCAACAAGUAGACGCUGAAACAGAUGAGGAAAUGAAUGGUCUUAACGAUCAAGAUAAUGAAAGUGCCCCACUACAAAUUCAAUAUCAAGAAAUAGAAAUAUCUGAACCACCAAGAAAGAGAUCAAGAGAGAAAACGAAUGAUAAUUUUAUAAAAUAUUUGCAACAAAACCCAAGUAAUAAGCCGAACAACAAUGAAGUGAGCGACGAUUCAAGAAAAAUGUUCUUAUUAAGUUUGUUGCCUGAAGUUAACGCAUUAACCGAAUGCCAAAUGAGAAUGUUCCGAAGAAAAAUUUUUUCACUGUUAGACGAAAUUGUAGAUACUCCAAGUCAAUACGAGACGUGUUUAUUUCAAUGGCAAAAAGAAACCAUGAAUCAGGAAUCGCACAAAAGUUCAGAAACAAUUAAACAGGAACCACUUUGAUGACACGGAGUCGAUAAACCGAUGAAAGAAAUAUUAAUUCGAUUGUAUAUAAUUUUAUUGAAGGUGGGAUACAUACUAUUAUGUUCGUAAAUUAAUUUGGUUACUGUUUAUUUCCUUAAUAGAUAGCGCCAUCUGAAAUCAAAAUACACACCUACAGAAGUAGGUACGACAGAAGUCCAAGAGAUGGCGUUAAGUUACCAGUCCAUUGCUAAUUUUGAUUUCUGCAGGUUUAUGUACAAUGUGUAAUAAAGAAAAACGGUUAUUAUAACAAAAAA